GGAAUAAUGCCGUCGAUCGCGCGCUUUAACGCUUCGUCGCGCGCGCGCGCGCCUUCUCCUCUCUCGGAGUGAAAAAUGACGGUCACUGGUCGACGAUAAUCCAAGUUUACACAUUCUCCUCUCCUCGUUGUCUUACGACGCGUUCUAUCAUCCAUCAUCGAUACGCAUACUCGGAUUCCGUGUAAUCCCCAAUUGGACCACCCGGUAUACACGUCACUGUGAAUCGACAGCUUAUAGGCAGGAGCUUAUUUCCCUUUGGAAUUCGCGAACACAGCGCGCAGCGUACCUAACCUUCGACAGCGCACACAAUCAACAACGGCGAGGAUCCGUCCGACUGGAUUUGCCCGACAGAGUCGUAUUCGAAAUCCAGCGGAACGCAACGCAGCACGUACAUAUUAUCUUUAAUCUGCGAAAAUAAAGUGUGAACCUCGACGACCUCUGUAUCUAUAUAUUUGAGAUUGAAGCAGUGCGGAAAACGCGCUAUCGCGCGAGACGUCUCGUUCGACGAUUGAUAAGUGAGUUGACGAUGAUUUUGUUUUCGGCACGAGAUUGUUGACUCGGCGAAAAAUAAAGAGCGAGUGGUAUUAUACGUAGUAUCCGUCCGAUUGUUUAACUCGGACCUUAAGUCCGCGCGUACCUCUUUGGUAAGGUUGUGGAGAACCGGGACGAUCAUAUAUUCCCCGCCGUGUAUAGACAAGUAAAUACUUAAUCGCGGAGCUAGCUUUAUAACCCUUUGAGUGAUCUCGAUACGAGAUAGGCUUCCUUCCCGGAACACGGCGUGCUUUGCGAUGCGCAGUACGUUGCGAUCGUGAAGACGCACGAAAAAAGCUCGUCAAACAAGGACGACGACGAAGUCGCAGAAACCAUUUUUCAAGGUAGCAUGGAAACAGCCAAGAUGUACAUCAGCAGCGAGCCGCAGAACGGUCAUACGACCACGAAGUUCGCGUCGACCAACUCGAUCCCGGCGAUGAUGGAGCAGGAGUCGUCGCUUGCGAGGAUCCUCGGCAUCGGAUCCAAGCAGCGCGAGAACGCGGCGAUUCUGCGCGACAAAAGCCGCCGGCACAGCGUUCUGGAGGAUCUGAAGGCGCGGCAGGACAGUCUAUUCCAGAGAGCUCGUCGCGCCAGCUUGUUCGAGAAGAAGGAAAGCAGCGCGAAGGACAGCGCUAAGAGCAAUAACGCCAAGGACAAUAACGGCGUGAAGGACAAGCCGAAGGACAAGAGGAGGGGCAGCGACAGCAACAACGGUAGAAGAGGAUCGGUGUUCUACGUGUCCGAUGACCUGCUAGAAGAGAAUCAGGACGUUCUGGAAAACGAGGCUGCGCGCGCGGCUCAGGAAGCGGCCAAGAAAGGACGCCGGAAGUCAUGGCAUCCGCUCGCGAAACCGCCCAAGCUGGACCGCAAGCGGAAGAAGGGCAUAUCGGGAAUUCCGCCCGCCCAGACCGGAAGCACGGAGGGACUCUUCCCGCAGAACUACGUCCGCCAGAAGAGGCCGUCCUGGUGGAACAUCCUCGUGCCCGACUCGGUCGCCAGGUCCAGACGAAUGUCCCAGGAUGUCAUCACCUCGAAGUCGACGGAGAACCUCUCAGCGUCUUACUACAGGAGCAAAAGCCGCAGCGUGGAUCAUGGAUUCACGGCACCCUUCGCUUUGGAUUCCUUGCGGAACAAGGUCGAAGGACGCUUCGAAUCCGUGGACAAACUCUCGAAAGAUUCCGAUAACGAGAGCAAAGAUGGCUCCUCGACGCAGGAAAAGAAGCACGGCCGCGUCUCCCAGCCCAUCAACACCAUCGCGUACACGGUGGGCGACAGAGACACGCUUACGUCGGUGGCGGCGCGAUUCGACACAACGCCGUCCGAGCUGAGCAAAUUGAACAGGCUCGGAAGCACUUUCAUUUAUUCCGGCCAGCAAUUAUGGGUGCCGGCGAAAGGAGAAGGACGUCCCGGGAGCGGAUCGGCCACCGACGCGCCCAGCCCCGAUCCUUGCCACGAUCACGAGUCGCAGGACGACUUGCCACCCGAGGAAAAAGAAUUGUUGGACAAUCUGAGACCAGUGUCUCCCAAGCCGGGCCAUAUGGAGCGCGUGAAAACGCCUCUCGGCACGUCCAGCGCGACCGCGAACGAAGACGAUCAACCGUUCAAAGAGAGAUUCUUGAAAAUCAACGUCAGGCACAUUACGGACGGUCAGGGUGUGGUUGGCGGUGUGUUGCUGGUCACGCCAAACGCGGUGAUGUUCGAUCCGAACGUUUCCGAUCCUCUCGUCAUCGAGCACGGGGCUGAAUCCUACGGGGUGAUCGCUCCGAUGGAGUUCGUGGUCAACGCCGCGAUCUAUUACGACAUCGCGCACAUGAGAGUUUCCCACACGGAGUCCGGCAAUUUGGACAAGAAGCCUGAGAUCUACUACAUGAAGAAACCCCAGGUAGAUAAUCGCAAAUGCCAGUCUCCCGGAAAGGACGAGAAUUUUCCCGAAUUGGCGGGCGACGACAGCGAGAGCGUUUGCAGUUGCGCGGAGAGAGACGGUGACGCUUUUCCAAAGGCCUUCGAACGCGAGCUCGUCACUCCUACCAAUCUUCAGAGCGAAGAGAAUUCAAUCUCGACCAAAGAAAAGGAGAAGGAAAAAGACAACGAGAAGGAAUUUUGCGGCGGCGGCCAGGCCAGUAGAACGCUGGAAGAACGCAGGCGAUCUAUGCUCGAUCAUCAUUGGGCAGUUCCCAGCAAGGAUCGGAACACAUUUUCCGUCGACGACGAGCAGCAGGAUUCCUUAAAUUCUGAUAAGACGGAACCAGCCAAAUCAAACGCCAUUCCCGAGGACGAGGAAGGAUCUCUAGUCAAAUUGUCGUGCCAUGAUUCCGGUAUCGAUAUUCGCGACCCGCCCAUCCCGGUGGUUCAGCCGAUACCGACGAAGAAGGUGUACUCGGACGCGGACAUCGUCUUAUCAUCAGAUUGGGUUCCCCCGAUUACGAUAGCGCCGACGAACGUAACGAGCACGCUGGAACCUGGAUCUACUAUCAACGGCAGGAAGAAGGCCAGCUCGGUGUCCUUUAGCUUGGAGAGCAACGCGGAAGAGCCUGAGAAAGAUGAGGAGCACAAGGACGACGAUAAACAGGAAACACGGAGGAACAAGAUGUUGAAACGUCUGUCGUAUCCGUUGUCCUGGAUGGAAGGUUUGACCGGCGAGAAGGACGACGACAGCAGCAAAUCCGUUUCCGACAAGAUGUCGAGCCUGCCGAACAGCGCGGAUUCCCAUCACUCUUCCGUUUUCAGCAAAGUUUUCUCAAGCUCGCCGAUCAACCUGGUGAGUGACUUUAGCUCGGGCCUGUUUGCUAAAACCCCCAGCGAGGAGAGUGGCGGUAGAGCGGGUGGAACACCACCGCUCACCGCCUCCUCUCUCUCCCAGGACUCCAGCAUUUUCUCACCUGGUCCGGGAGGCCUUAUUGGACGUUCUUCCGUGGGCACUUUUAUUAGACAGCAACCGUUGACGUCCUCCGGUAGCAGCAGCGUCGACAGCAGUCGAGGCAGCAAAACCUCAACGACGGCGCCGCGAUUGGACUAUCGCAGUAUGGUCUCCGUCGAGGACAUGCCGGAAUUGUUUGUGAGUUUCGACAAAUUGAUCCCGCGACCCGCGCGUUCUUGCGAAGACCCGCCGUUGUACCUGAGGCUGCGCACCGGAAGACCGAAGGACAAGAAGAUACCGCGAUCGACGCCAAUUAUGAGCUACGGCAAAAAGAAACUGCGUCCCGAAUACUGGUUCAGCGUGCCGCGCAACAGGGUGGACGAUCUGUACAGGUUUAUCAACGCGUGGGUGCCGAAUCUCUACGGCGAGCUUGAUGAAAACUACUGGCGGGAGCGCGGCUACAUCCUGUCGGAUACCGAUACCGAUCUGUCGCCGGAAUUGUUGUCGCCCCACGAGAGCAGCGAGGGCGCGGACUCGACGGAGGAGGGCAAGACCCAGGACGGACAGGGCGACGAUAUCACCGAGCUGACGAGAGAGUCCUGGGAGUUGAUCAAGGCCCCCUACGUAAAGCUGUACAGCAUCCUGAAGACCUCGAGCGCAUCGGCCGAUUCCGAGCAGAUCCAGGAUUCGGAGGUGCUGUCUAUGAGCGAGGAGUUCAGACGAGCUCUGUACGCGAACAGCGCCGUUUCCCUGGACAAUGACGUCAUCGUGCCGGACCUGAUCGGCACAACGGAAAUACUCAGCGACGAGCACAGGGAACAUCUCUGUCGUCAUCUGCCCGCGAGAGCGGAAGGUUAUCAGUGGACUCUCGUAUUCAGUACCAGCCAGCACGGUUUCAGUCUCAACAGCAUGUACCGAAAGAUGGCGAAGGUCGAGAGCCCGAUCCUGUUGGUCAUUGAGGACACCGAGGGCAAUGUGUUCGGUGCGUUGACCUCGUGCUCGUUGCACGUGAGCGAUCACUUCUACGGUACUGGCGAGUCCCUGCUCUUCAGGUUUACGCCGAAGUUUCAAGCCUUCAACUGGACAGGGGACAACCUGUACUUUAUCAAAGGCAACAACGAGAGUUUGGCGAUCGGUGCUGGAGACGGAAAGUUCGGACUCUGGCUGGACGGUGAUCUGUACCAAGGCAGGACGCAGUCGUGCAGCACGUACGGCAACGAGCCGUUGGCGCCGCGCGAGGACUUCGUCGUCAAGACGCUGGAAUGCUGGGCGUUCAUAUAGGACACGGCCUCAUAUCCCCAGCCCACCGCUCCUUCGCCCUCGCCGCAAUCCAAUCUGACCUGAACUUCCGAACCUCACGGAGAUUUCGUAUCCCCCUCAGGAGAGAUUAGAGGAAGACUAAUGAUCUUAAGACAUUAAUGAUGAAGUUGAAUCAUAUCAAUGUUGCCACGACGCGCCGAGAUUAGCCUGAUCUUCGUCUUUUGGGAAAUCCUUGCCCGGUGUCUGACAGGAUGAGAUCUUCCCAAGGAGAAGGAGAGUGCGAGUCGUCAGUUCUCUGCGCGAGAAGAGACAACGGUGAUAUCCGCCCGGAGAUGGUGAAAUUGACGAUAGGCAGCCUCGAAAGGGAUGCGGAAUGAUAAGGAAAUUAAAACAAAAAAAAAAAGAGGCUGUGGUCCAAAGUUGCGCGACCGUAGCGCCGCGUGCUGUACGCGGAAUUCUUGCGCAUCGCGUAGCUACUCUGAUUAUCAUUAA
This is a messenger RNA of Pseudomyrmex gracilis, 5140 nucleotides long. It is a transcript of the gene mtd, whose product is annotated as TLD domain-containing protein 2. Gene Ontology annotation, biological process: response to oxidative stress. Lineage: Eukaryota; Metazoa; Arthropoda; Insecta; Hymenoptera; Formicidae. The record is from RefSeq and is a predicted model, not a curated record. The transcript has 18 exons. Bases 881 to 4669 code for a protein of 1262 amino acids. Gene Ontology annotation, cellular component: nucleus.